AUGAAAUCCUUCAGCCCGAUCCUCGUCUUCCUCCUCGCCUGGCUGGGUUCCCAGGCCGCCCCUUCGGCCUCACCGCCUGCGGACUCCAACUUCCCGGGGAUGGGCCACCCCUCUGAGAUUUCACCUCACGCUUCUGAAAAUUCCACCCCUGACUGGCCUAACCCAGAGUCCCCUGAGAGUGCUUAUCCUGAGCCCUCCAAGAUGCCUCAUGCAGUUUCCCCAGAACCUUCCCCCCUUAACUUCACUGAGACCCCCAACCCUGACCUCCAGGAAACCCCAGAUCCAGAGUCUCCUGAGACCCCCAAACCCAACUCACUCAACACCUCAAUAUCAGAAUCCCUGGAGACCCCCAACAUGAACUCCUCCAAUACGACACAUCUAGAACCUUCUGAGACCCCCAAACCUGACUCGACUGAAGUUCCACACGCAGAAUCCCCUGAGACCCCCGAACCUAACCCCUCCAGAACUUCACACCCAGCAUCUCCUGAGACCCCAGACACUGAGCCCACCCAAACUGCACCCCAAGAAUCCCCAGAGAGUCCCAAACUUAACUCCACUGAAAUGUCACGUGCAGAAGCCCCUGAGACCCCGGAUCCUCACCCCGCCAAGACCCUUGACGCCAAAUCUCCAGAAACUCAUGACCCUGACACCACUGAGACCCCGAACUCUGAAUUCCUCCAGACCCUCCAUCCUGACCCUACCGAAGCCCCUCGCCCAGAAUCCCCUGUAACCCAUAACCCCAGCCCCACUGAGAUUCCCCAAACAGAAUCCCCCACAACCCCCUACCAAGGUGCCACAGAGAUCCCUAUGACCUCUGACCCUGAGCUCUCCCUUAGUCUUCACCCAGAAACGCCUGCACCCUUCAAGGAGGAAGCUACGGCCCUAAAUGAGCUGCCCCUGAAUCCCAAGCCGGAAACCCUUUCAGCCACCCAGCCCGGCUCCCUUAAAUCGCCCACCUCAGAUUCUCCUGGGACCGUUGAGCUGAAGGCCCCCCAGAAUUUUAGCUCUAAAGGGCCCAAUGUCCCUCCUCCCUCAGCCCGGAUUGCGGGCCCCCCUGCUCCUCCAGGGCCCCCCAAUCAGUCGGCCCCAGCCACUCCGCGGGUCCCCCAGCGGCGCAGCCGAGGUGAGAGAGUCAACACUAUCAUCGUGGUGGAACGAGUGCAGGAGACCGGCGUGACCUUGGUGGGACGUCCCCGGGGCGUGGCGGGCGGGGCCCUGUGUCUCUUCCUCGCUGGAACCGGGCUGCUGAUCGGCAUUUUCCUGCUGCUCUGGUGUCUCUACCGCCGGACGGCUCGACACAGGCCCUUCGCACACCACCGGCUUCCGAACGACGGAGAUGAACCGGUUAUGCAUUUGGACACCCCGAAGGACCCAGCCUAUGACCUCUACUUUUAUGCCCCGGACGCUUGGGUCCCUUCACACAUCGCCACCAAGCAGCCGCCGCCCACCCCCCCGCUGCCGCCCAAGCUGCCCCCGCCGCCCCGCGGGGGUCGCCCCCAGCCCCUGGAGCCGCUCUCCCCCGCCACGCUCCCCAACAACUUCGUCUGAGCCCCGCUCGGUCCCUCCAGACCAGCAGCAUCCCCAGGCCGAGGAAGGCACCAGAGGUCCUGUCCUCCCGGCACGCUUUGCUACAUAGUGGUCCUCUCGGUCCAGCACACAGAGAUGCUUUCGCUCUGACCAGAGAACGCAGCCUGAGGCCGAAUAAAUCACGU
Equus quagga is the source of this 1712-nucleotide messenger RNA. It is a transcript of the gene GFY, whose product is annotated as golgi associated olfactory signaling regulator. NCBI's taxonomy places the organism in Eukaryota, Metazoa, Chordata, Mammalia, Perissodactyla, Equidae. The coding region runs from base 1 to 1548 and encodes 515 amino acids. The record is from RefSeq and is a predicted model, not a curated record. The transcript has 3 exons.